Molecule: messenger RNA, 1029 nt
Organism: Lodderomyces beijingensis
Lineage: Eukaryota; Fungi; Ascomycota; Pichiomycetes; Serinales; Debaryomycetaceae
Source: the annotation of a GenBank genome assembly
AUGACUUGGAGAAGGGUGACUCAGAAGCUUAGCAAGCCUUUCUCCAAUCUAACCAAGCUAGAAAGGUUUCUUCAAGCCUUGCGCGUGGGAAGUGCUUGUCUUGCAAUUUUCUUCUCGUUGAUGGUUUUGGUGGGGCCGGCCGUAAACAAUAGGCUCUACAUGACCAGGAUCAACUGUGCACACUUGGACGUGUCCUAUGGACUAUACAACUCGCUAAGAAGUAGUGUUAGCUUGGCACCAACUAUAUUCGGGGAUAACGACAGCAAGAACCAGCCCAUGGGCAAUAGUUUAACCAAUAGCGAAAUCAAGCUAUUGUCGGAUUAUGCAGAAGCUCAGGUCGCAGGCGCUCCACAAUACUGCACGUCGUCGCUUUGGUCAUGGUGUUAUGGGAAUUACGAGUCUUAUCAAACAGUGGACAAACUGGGGAGAGAAGUAACAAAGACAAGAAACGAGGUCUUGACGUGUUCGAAAAGGAGAGACUACGCGUUCGAUUACCGGUCACAGUUGGAGGAGAUGGGCUUACAAAGUAUCUUGGCCUACGCCUACCAGAGCCAAGUUCUGAAGAGCACGCAGUAUUCCGAGAGCGUGGCUUCUCGAAACCACCGCUCCUCCUUGGCUAUGAAUGGUAUUGUGUUUUCCUGUUGCGCUCAACUCAUGCUCCUUGCUUCGGCAUUGAUCAUCUACGCAAAUAGAGGAUUGGAACGCGACUUGAGCAAGAUCCCCAAUGUCGUGUUGCAUGCACUUGCUGUGCUCUCGUUGAUUGCUUGUCUCAGUUCGAUCAUCAGUCUGUCUUUGAUUACAAACUUGGUGAUAAUUACAAGAAACGAGGUUGCGAGUAAACUAAAGGACUUUGGGGUGUCCUUUAGCCGGGGCUACACUUGGUUCACGCUUCUUUGGUUGACAACAGUGUGCUGCAUCAUAACAAUGGCGAGCUGGGCUCUUCCAUUGUGGUGUGCAAACCCUCCACCUGAGCCCAAGUACAAGACCGAUGACUCUAUACUUAUCGGCAAGUAUACUCAGUAUUUCUGA